Haemonchus placei is the source of this 1311-nucleotide messenger RNA. Lineage: Eukaryota; Metazoa; Nematoda; Chromadorea; Rhabditida; Trichostrongylidae. The record is from the annotation of a GenBank genome assembly.
AUGUCUGAUGCACAGAAGACUCCUGCUCCUGCAAAGGGUGAUACGGGAGGGGCGCCAGAGAAGAUGGAGGUAGAAGAGGCCUUGGAUGAAGAGAUCCUCCGUAUGGCUCCUGAGGAUUUGAAGAGCCGAACUCAUUUGCUGGACAAUGAAAUUCGCAUAAUGAGGAGUGAGGUUCAGCGAAUAAACCAUUCAGUUUCAAUGUUGAAAGAACGCAUAAAGGACAACAACGAAAGGAUUAAGGUCAACAAAACCCUCCCUUAUCUCGUUUCUAACGUAGUUGAGCUCUUAGACUUGGAGGACAAUCAAGAGGAGGAAGGCGCUAACGUCGACUUAGACGCGCAUAAAACAAAAUGCGCGGUCAUAAAAACAUCGACCAGAGCGACAUAUUUUCUUCCUGUCGUUGGAUUGGUUGAACCAUCUGAACUGAAACCUGGUGAUCUCGUGGGAGUCAACAAAGAUUCAUACCUUAUUCUGGAAAAACUCCCAGCUGAAUAUGACUCUCGCGUUAAAGCCAUGGAGGUUGACGAGAGGCCUUCCGAGCAGUAUUCCGAUAUCGGAGGAUGUGACAAGCAGAUUCAAGAACUCAUUGAAGCAGUAGUUUUACCUAUGACACAUAAAGAUCGAUUCGUCAAUCUUGGCAUACAUCCACCAAAGGGAGUGCUAUUGUAUGGUCCGCCUGGCACCGGUAAAACUAUGAUGGCACGUGCUGUCGCAGCUCAAACGAAAUCAACGUUCUUGAAAUUAGCUGGGCCGCAGCUGGUGCAAAUGUUCAUAGGAGACGGUGCAAAGCUUGUACGUGACGCGUUUGCACUAGCUAAAGAGAAAGCACCGGCCAUAAUUUUCAUCGACGAAUUGGAUGCUAUUGGUACAAAACGUUUCGAUUCCGAAAAAGCUGGAGAUCGAGAAGUGCAGCGUACAAUGUUGGAGUUGCUUAAUCAGCUUGACGGGUUCCAGCCUAAUGACGAAAUCAAGGUGAUUGCCGCUACUAACAGAAUUGAUGUCCUUGAUCCCGCCCUGCUCCGAUCUGGACGACUUGACAGAAAAAUUGAGUUGCCGCAUCCCAACGAAGAUGCUCGAUCACGUAUCAUGCAGAUUCACUCAAGGAAAAUGAAUGUCAACAAGGACGUCAACUUUGAAGAGCUAGCUCGUUGUACUGAUGACUUCAAUGGUGCCCAGUGUAAAGCAGUGUGUGUUGAAGCGGGUAUGAUCGCUUUACGACGUGAUGCUACAGAGGUUCUUCAUGAAGAUUACAUGGAUGCGAUUCUGGAGGUCCAAGCUAAGAAGAAAGCCAGUCUCAAUUAUUAUGCAUGA